AUGGAUUCUAGCAGUAUGCUUAUUGGUGCACUUACCCCUGGUUAUGUACGACCGACUCUCUCUUCCAAUGUUUUGCCUGGUUCCUCAAUCCCUUCAGCACCUGGUGGAUUCAGUCCUCAUCAGAGUUUGGCUUACCCUUUCCCUCAUUCAUUCUCUGUUGGUGCCAACCAGUCACUUGAACCUGCUAUUACUGGGCGUCAAUUUCCCAGUGCUUCAUUAAAUCCCUCUUACCACCUACAACAGUUCCAACAAUCGGCUUCCCAGCCCUUACCCCUGCCUCAUCCACCUGUUCCAUAUGGUCAGUCGUUGUCUUACUUAGCACCUUCUCUAGUAACAGCUAUGGGUAAUGGCAACCUUGGUCACAUACAUCAAACUUAUGCAAAUGUACCAUCACAGGCACCGAUGGCAGUUAAUAUGACAGCGCAUUGUCGUACAUUUGAUUCUUUAAAACAUUUUGGUUCUGUCCCUCAAACACAGCAUGGUCGUCGGAAUAAAUCAACUGUCACUUCCAAGACCAAUUUAUAUAUAAGCGGACUAAGUGAAUCUGAUACAGAUGAUACAGUUCGUUCACUUGUUGAAAAUAUUGUUCAGCCAAAGUCUUGCAAAGCAAUGGUUGUCAAUGGAAGAUGCAGAGGUUCUGGUUUUAUUGAUUGCGCUUCUGAAGAGGAUGCAGAAAAAGCGAAAGCACAUAUUUUAGAAUGCGCCAGAACUAACGGACGCAAAUUAUCAGUAAAGUACGCAUAUGAAAAUGAGAAAGAUGCUCUUAAUGUUUAUGUACGCAAUCUUCCACGUGAAGGUUUUUCAAAAGAGAUGUUGGAAAGUUUGUUUCAGAAAUUUGGUCAUGUUACGUCUGUUAAACUUCUUGAAACAGUCACAGGAUUUACAGGGAUUGGUUUUGUUCGUUUUGCCACAGCCGAACAAGCGGAAAAAGCAGUUGAACAAAUGAAUGAAGCAAAACAUAUUGUUCGAGGUGGGGAUAAACCCAUAACUUGUAAACUGGCUGAUAAAGCAGAUCCUAGACGACGUAAUGCUGCUCCUAAUGCACAAGCGUUUGUUGCCGCUGCUGGAUUACAUCCACAAAUACCUGUUGCUAAUCAUUUAACGCGUACAGCUCAAGGUCUCUCUAAUCUCGCUUCUCUUCAAGCUUUAGGUCAAGCUCAACAAUCUACCUUUACUCCUCAAUUUCCUUUAACUGCACAGUUAGUGCAACCUUUGCAUCAAACUCCUGUUGUUGUUCCAAAUAUGCAUUCAUCCUCAAUAUCCUCACAAAACCGUAAUAUUUUAUUGCCAUCAACACUAUUGCAGAAUGGUCCAUGUGGUGGUAAUACAGCUGUCCCAGUUUCCUUCCCUUCCAUUGGACCGAAUGGGGGUAAUAAUCAGUCGGCUAUUUCUACUAGUUCUUAUAGAGCUAACUUGGUUGGGAUACACCAGGGUCAAAUGCCUUCUGGAGCUCAACCAAACCAAGCAACUGCAAUUGUUGCUGGAUAUGCUGAUUAUCCCUUCAGUCGUUCCAAAUCAUGUGUCAAUGUUCAAUCUGGAAACUUCUCAGCUAACAAUCUCCCUGUUUAUACAGCAAAUGGUAACUCUUCUCAGUCUACUCAUAGUGCUUUUCAAUCAGUUGCAUUUGGAACUCCUACAACUUCUAAUUAUCAGGGAGGAUUAUCGUAUGUUCAUCAUCAACAGCAGUCACAACCAACACCUAGUGUUCCUGCAGCGGCGGUUGCAAACAGUUCUCAAAUGGUUAUUUUGGCUCAGACCCCUAUUAAUUGUCUUUAUCAAUCAUCAAAUGGAUCUACAUCAGCCGCUUAUCCAACAGUUUGUCAGGUGCAAAAUAUACCAUGUAAUUCGUGUCCAGUUUCAGAAGCAACUACAAAUCUAAAUCCUGUUGGUUUAAUUACCUCUGAAUUUCAAAUGAUGAAUUUUGGUUCAAAUAGCAUAACUAACGUUUCAUCGUCUCAUUCAAAUUUGGAGACUGAUGUUUCUUGUGAAACACAAGAAUGGUCAAAUGUUGGCAACCAAAAAAUAUGUUCUUUGAAUUCUGUCAACACUUCAGAAAGUGAUGUAGCUUAUCAAUCACCAUCUGUUCUUCAAAAUUCACAUGAGUUAACAACCUCAAGCGAUGGGAAUGUUGGUUACACUGCUACUACUACUACUACUCAAAAUACUAUUUCUGUGUCUAAUACAGUAGUAGAGCAAAAUGAUACUCAAUGUUACACAAAUCCCGUGCAAGAAAAAAUUAGUUCUUCAGAUUUUAAUAACUUAUCGAGUUUGUCCAAUGAAGAAUUUAAUGUAGUCACUUCACUUAAUCCUUCAAAUCAUUCUUCUAUCCCAAAUUCUGCUUACUUAACGGGGAACCAUCAUUUCUCUUCGUCUAAUUUAGAAGUUAAUGGUUCAUCGAAUUCUACUGACUGUCAGUCAAGUGCUUUGUCAUCGCAAAGAAAAAAUAAAAUUACGGACAAACAUCGAGAUUCAUCAUCGUCAAAUUCAACCGUUUGUAGUCGUCAUUGCAAUGAGGUGGUCAGUUUAAAUGAUACCAAAUUAGCAUCAUCAUCGUCUAUACAACAUUUGAAUAGACGAAAGAAAAAUCCUUAUUCAUCUAGUAUUAAUAGUUAUAAACAGCAUUCAAGAUCUCCAUCGAAGAAAAAUAGUUCACCUGUCAGCAGUAGUACCGAGGUUCGUAUGCCAACUAGUUGCACAAUUUUGAACCCAUCGUCUCCUUAA
Schistosoma mattheei is the source of this 2721-nucleotide messenger RNA. The record is from the annotation of a GenBank genome assembly. Lineage: Eukaryota; Metazoa; Platyhelminthes; Trematoda; Strigeidida; Schistosomatidae.